CGGCGGCACAUUGACUCAAAAGACCCAGGCACCGCCAGCUCUCCAUGGGCCGCGGACCAUCGCCAGUCCUCAAGGGAGUCAAAUGCAUCGUCGAUGUUCGUAUGUCGGCAGGCGACGCCGACGUGGACUGCUCGGCGGCAGUAAGCGAAAAGCUGGAGAGCCUGGGAGCGAAGGUCAUGAAGAGGUUGGGCAGGGACACAACUCACGUAGUUUGGCUCAAUGGUAACCGCAAUGUUCGCGAAGACACACUCAAACGCAACGAAGUCAAACUUGUUGGCCCACUCUGGGUCGAGGCAUGCUUGCAGACGGCGACGCGCGUCCCCGAGACAAAGUUCUUUCCCGUUGAAACUACAGCGAACAAGUCGACACCAUUGCCAACUCCAGCCGCAGAAAAGAAGAAGCGCCGGCGGUCGAGUCUAAUGGAACCUCGUCGUGAAGAUGUGUUUGAUGAGCUGACGACACCCAUCAAGAAGAGUCGGAGGAAAACUCUGGAACAAGUUACCCCGCUAGCGAUUACUCUCACGCCUCAAGAAGGUGUUCAAGCUCGAAGCUUGAGUCUAUGCCGUCAAUCUAGGUCUCCUGACUGCGACGAAAUUUCGCAAUCUACGACUCCCGCGAACUUGCCAACUGUCCAUGAAGCGUUUGACCUGCCAUCUCAGUCUGAUAUUCGCGUCACACGCCAGAGCAUCGAGUCCAACAAUCCAACGCCUCUUUCGAAGGCAGCUCCUGCGUCGAAGCGCGAGACAAAGCGCCUAAGUACCCCUGCCUCAACCGCUCGAGCAACCCCGAAAAGUACCGCAAAAGUCGUCAACCAGGAUUGGCCAUGUCCAUCGUGUACGUUCGACAACCAUCGUCUGGCAAAGCGUUGUAAGUUGUGCGGGACGCCGUCCACGGGCGGCAAGCCUUCUCACGUGACAGAGUUGACGGAUGAUUUGGUGGCCACGAAACCCUCUACGAGGCACUGCAAUAAGCAAGCUGGGGUGCCCACCACACCGUCGCCACUGCCAUCAUCGAAGCAGCGCCAAUCCACUCCGAUCAUUGGUACACCAAAGCAACGUCCACUCGCUCAACGACGCAUAAGCACGGCAAAAUCGCCUUCGAUUCCUCGCGUGAAACCCGGCACUCCCGACAAGACAACCAAAGUGGGCAAGUCGCCGCCGGAAGCAACCAAGGCAAAAAAGAUCGGGGACAAGUACAGUGAUAAAAGCACGGAAGAUGCACCAAACCAACUGACCAAACGAAAAAGGGUGAAGUCACUCGAAUCAAUUCGCGCUGUAAAGGCCAAGAUGUCAUAUACGUCGACGGCAGUGGAAGAAAAGGCCAUGAAAACGCCACCAAAGAAGAGCGCCACGUCGAAUAGGGCAACAACUGCAAUGUCAACGGCGACAACAGCGACACCCGUGAAUGGGGUGUCGGGGUUUCGGCCAGCGUCUGUUGGAAGCAAGACAAAGCGCAUUUCACGCCAUGUGAUCAGCGUGAGCGGAGCGACCCUCGACACGCGCCUUCUUCUCGAAAGCUCCAUGCGUGAGAUCGAUUCGAGCAGUGGGGGAGGCAAGAGCCGCAUUGUGGAUGACUUUGCAGCGCCUGUGACGCAUGUCGUUGUGUCGGACACUUCGAAGCGCACGAUGAAAAUUCUCUUUGGACUCGCGCAAGGCGCGCACAUUGUUUCCGACGCGUGGGUGUAUUCAUCUCUUGAGGCCAAGAAGUGGCUGGACGAGACGCCAUUUUUGAUGGCCCAGUACCCAGUGCCCAAGACUCGCCCUCCGCGGCUUUUUCAAGGCAUAAAGGUGUACGUUGCAAGUGGUGUCGACCCACCAAAAGCGACGCUACAGGCGUUAAUUGUCGCCGCUGGUGGCCAGGCGUGCACGCAAAUGACGGUGGCGUCCGUGUGCAUUGGGGUGGAACCUGCGGUCGGCCGUCGGGCAAAGCAGGCAGGGAUUCCGAUGGUGUCGCCAAAGUGGUUGUUCGACAGUUUGGCCAGGGGAGAACUCGGAGCCGUCGCCCCCGACGGAUCGGGCCAGUCGUGAGUGUUAAUGUACAGCAUUGUAUUUUACGACAAAUUCGCAC
Messenger RNA from Aphanomyces invadans, 2067 nucleotides. RefSeq lists its product as hypothetical. Bases 45 to 2027 code for a protein of 660 amino acids. Gene Ontology annotation, biological process: mitotic cell cycle. The transcript has 11 exons. NCBI's taxonomy places the organism in Eukaryota, Oomycota, Saprolegniomycetes, Saprolegniales, Verrucalvaceae. The record is from RefSeq and is a predicted model, not a curated record.